Fomitopsis serialis is the source of this 2424-nucleotide messenger RNA. RefSeq lists its product as uncharacterized. The record is from RefSeq and is a predicted model, not a curated record. The annotation marks the transcript as partial. Gene Ontology annotation, biological process: double-strand break repair via homologous recombination. The transcript is spliced from 2 exons. Lineage: Eukaryota; Fungi; Basidiomycota; Agaricomycetes; Polyporales; Fomitopsidaceae. Gene Ontology annotation, cellular component: cytoplasm; chromosome. Gene Ontology annotation, molecular function: nucleic acid binding; four-way junction helicase activity; ATP binding.
AGGGCUGAUACGCUGGCAGCCUACGCCACUCCUGCUACUACUUUCCUGGCUGCUGUUAUGAGGUCAUUGCAUCAUCAUCCUUCAAAGUACGCGUUCCCUCUCAGCGAUAACUGCAAAGCUCUUGCUGUCCUCCUCUACGACUGUUUGGGCCAAGAGGACAGCCACUCAGAGGAAGAGUUCCAGAGGUUGAUUCACCAGACCCUUUGGAGCUCAGUUGCUACUUCCGUUGAAGGGAUUGACUCAGAUCAAUGGCAAUGUCCCCUCACGUGUUGGCUUGCAGUCUCGAGCCUGCGAGAAGACGGACGAUUCCUUACGGCAAAGGACUACACGCCUGUUCUGGCAAAAUGGGAAUACCUCUUGCGCAACGUAUACAUGUGUCAAGGGAUGAUAGAGAAAGAUAAUUAUCCUGAUCACUUGCAGGGUGCUAUUAGGACACUGUGUCAACAAUGGCUGACAGACGACCACGCCUGUCCAUGGAAUACCCUCCGUGAUCACCAGCGCUUUGCAUCGUCUUUGGCCUUACAACAGCCUGCCGCACCAAAAAUCACCUGGUCGCCUGACAUGACCUCUGUUACCUGCCAAGGGCGAACCCUACAAAUCUCCCGCCUCCACGAUGGUUUGCAGAAACUUGUCAAGAGCGUCCAACAACGGAUGCAGCAGCUGUCUGACGGCCACGUUAUACCACUCAGCGUCCCUGCUGACUUGACGGAAGAUCUGACAGAUGAUCGAGUUGGUUAUUCUUGGCUCACAUUGGGCCAAUUUACUCCCACCGAUCUCCCUCUUCUCAAGAUUCUCCUUGAACACCCCAAAUAUUCCCUUGCUCACGUUGACAAUAACGGCGAGUUCCAAUGGAAUCACCCUGGGCUCCAGGCACUCCGCCGAGACCUUUCCGAACUCGUUUCUGAGCUGGCUGUCCUCUGCUUCAUGACUCCUGCCCCACCACCCCGAGGAACGGAGUUUGUGGACACCCGUCUCAGCAAUGCCCAGAUCCCACGAAACAUGUACAAGAAUUAUGGGACGUGGUUCAUUCACCAGCGCACGAAGACUUCUGCCCUCACGGAGUCCCUGUCAUGGGUUCCCACUCUAUGCCCUGAACCUGUUGCAGCCCUUGUUGACUGGUACCUCGUGCUAGUUCGUCCAGUUGAAAACAUCAUUUCCCAUGUGCUGGAUGAUGAUGCGGCCAGGGCAAACCACCGCGAGUAUAUGUGGAUGUCCAACGGCGAGCAACUUGACUCAGGGCAGUUUUCCCACAUCCUGGAACGCGUCACCCAUGAUUACAUGGGCUGCGACCUAUCACUCCAUUACUGGCGACACAUAGCGGUAUCAAUCAUGCGCGAGUUCAUCCCCCCUUCUGGCAUUGUCGACAACUUUGGCGACAAAUCCAUGAACCACAACACGGACAUGGCACGUCGUGUCUACGCUCGGGAGGUGGGACAUCUUCCAUACCUCACCACAGACGCCAUGCUCCAGAGUCGCCAGUUUGGCGCAGCGUGGCACAAUGUGAUGGGUCUUGGCGAGUCACCGUGCCCUGUUGCUCUGCGUCUGUUCGGAUAUCAGGCAAACACUGGCAGUGGUCAAACUGCCCAGUCCAAUCAAUCGCUCCCUGCCCAGCCCACUUUUGAUCUUGCUCAGCUUUCUGGGCUUGUGGCUGGCGCAGUGACUCGAGGGAUUGAAUCGCUCAAAGUUGAGCUGGAAGAUCUUGUACGCACGUCUGUUAUGGACGGUCUUGCUGCCAUGCGCUCAACCUCUGGCCACUCCGCUCACCCCAUCCCAAACCUGCUCACACCGCCUUUCAGCUACCCCCCACAGCCAAACCAACAGCAUCAGCAGCCAUUGGGCCAUUCAUCUGACUCUUCCAUCCCUUCCCCUGGGGAUCAGGCACACGAAGAGCAAGCCUCGCAACUCAUGGACGUUGACGAGUUGGGUUCUGGGCCUACCAUGAACGCAACUCCAAGUCUCCCAUCAACUGCUGACCUCGAGUCAACCCUCAGUGGCCAAACUCCUAGCCCAACUCCUAGGUAUCAUGAUUUCCCUGCACGCCACCCGGAACCAUCACAUGGAGUUGUCUCAGCAAAGCCCUCUGUGGCCGUGAUCCCAAAAGCCGAAGUGCUGAAAUGUCUGCAGAUCACGCUGCGGAACCCGGAGGCCACGUUUACAUCAGACUCUCAGUACCGUCUCAUCUCGUCAUCCCUCUCCCUUGACCAGAACGUCGUCGCCAUACUGCCAACUGGCGGUGGGAAGAGCAUGUGCUACGAAGUGCCUGCAGUCACAGACGACAAAGGUCUCUCAAUUGUGUUCGUCCCGUUUGUUGCCAUCAUCAACGAUCAACUCCGGCGGGCGGCUGCAAAUGGGAUCAAGGCAGCCAGAUUCAACUCUUCUAGUCCUCCUCCAGACGACCUUCAGCUGUUGUUCGCGUCUUGGGAA